Messenger RNA from Terrapene triunguis (Three-toed box turtle), 4827 nucleotides. It is a transcript of the gene CSRNP2, whose product is annotated as cysteine and serine rich nuclear protein 2. The record is from RefSeq and is a predicted model, not a curated record. NCBI's taxonomy places the organism in Eukaryota, Metazoa, Chordata, Testudines, Emydidae. Gene Ontology annotation, biological process: regulation of transcription by RNA polymerase II. Gene Ontology annotation, cellular component: nucleus. Gene Ontology annotation, molecular function: sequence-specific DNA binding; DNA-binding transcription factor activity, RNA polymerase II-specific.
UGCCCUAACUUGGAAGAGCAACUGCUAGGAACUCAGCCCAGUAGCCCCUUUCCAAGAAGGCAUUUGGCAGGCAUUGCAGCAGUGCAUGCUGUGGAGAUGGGGGGCCUGUAGAUGCAUCGGUGUAAGCUCAGGGGCUGUAGCAAUACAGACUAGAAAAGCUUGGCUUGGUGCUGGUGGAUUGCUGACUUUCUCUCCCCCGUGCUCCCUGUUUAUCCCCAGGUGCCCGCUGAGCCUCCACAAUAGCCCUGGGGCUGGUGUCGGAGUUCUUGCAGCUGACGUCUCCUUUUUUAUGCUCUUUGGCUCUCCAUGCGAGCCAGAGACAAAUGGAUGCAAUCGCCAGUGGCAGCCUCAAGAGGAAGUUUGAAGAUGUGGAUGUGGGCUCGCCCGUCUCCAACUCGGACGAUGAGAUCUCCAACAGCGACAGCGCCGACAGCUGCGAUAGCCUCAACCCCCCAAGCACCAUGGGCUUCAUACCCACGUCCAUCCUGAAGAGGCAGAAGCAGCUGCGCAGGAAGAAUGUGCGUUUUGACCAGGUGACCGUGUACUAUUUUGCCCGGCGCCAGGGCUUCACCAGUGUGCCCAGCCAAGGGGGCAGUUCCCUGGGCAUGGCCCAGCGCCACAACUCCGUCCGCAGGUACACGCUGUGCGAGUUCGCCCAGGAGCAGGAGGUGAAUCAUCGGGAGAUCCUCCGGGAACACCUCAAGGAGGAGAAACUCCACGCCAAGAAAAUGAAGAUCGCUUCUCCAAGAGCUAAUGCUAGUGGGUGUCUCACCAGGCGUGUGCUGGCGCAGAGCCAGGGCCCAAGCCAAGGACUAACUCUGCCCGUGUCUCCCCAGCUGACCAAGAACGGCACAGUGGAGUCGGAGGAGGCGGACGGCCUGACCCUGGAGGACGUGUCAGACGACGACAUUGAUGUGGAGAACGUGGAAGUGGACGACUAUUUCUUUCUGCAGCCCCUGCCCACCAAGCGGCGCCGAGCCCUGCUCCGAGCCUCCGGGGUUCACCGCAUCGAUGCUGAGGAGAAGCAGGAACUGCGCGCCAUCCGCCUGUCGCGAGAGGAAUGCGGCUGCGACUGCCGCCUGUACUGCGAUCCCGAAGCCUGCGCUUGCAGCCAAGCUGGAAUUAAAUGCCAGGUGGAUCGCAUGUCCUUCCCAUGUGGCUGCUCCAGGGACGGCUGCGGGAACAUGGCCGGGCGAAUAGAAUUUAAUCCCAUCCGGGUGCGGACUCACUAUCUCCACACCAUCAUGAAGCUGGAGCUGGAGAACAAGCGGCAGGUGAGCCGGCCCCAGGCCCUGGAGGAGGAGUCUCUCCACGGCUCCGGCAACGACUGGCUGGGAACGCAGCCCUCGGAGACGCAAGACUUCCAGGAGUUCAUGGCGGAGAACGAGACAGCCGUCAUGCACCUGCAGACGGCGGAGGAGCUGGAGAGGCUGAAGGCUGAGGAAGACUCCAGUGGCGCCAACAUAGAGAGCUUAGGAGUGUGCAUCCUUGAGGAGCCUCUGGCCGUGCCUGAGGGGCUGUGCCCAGGCCUACCCACGCCUAUCCUCAUUCAAGCCCAGCUCCCUCCGGGCUCGUCUGUCCUGUGCUUCGCAGACAGCACCGAGCAGGCAGCCUCGGCUGUGGGUGACCAGUCCUACUUGAACAAUGGGCCGGUGGUGUACUACCAGGUGGACCAAAGGUCCAUGCUGGGGGUGAAGGGCGAGAGUGGCACGGAGGAGUCGGAGAUGCCCUCUCCUUACACGAAUGAGAAGGAUCUGAGCGUCUUCUCCGUCCCCGUGGCCUCGCUGGUGCCGUGCAGCAGAGCCAUGGCCCCGAGCAAGACGGAGACGGGGAAAGUAGCCACCUUGUCUCUGGAGCCCUCCCCGCCCCACGAGAGCUGCAGGGCAGCCGCAGCUCCCCCGUUCCGUACAAACGCUCCGUCGUCUGGACCGGAGCAGGCCCCGGAGAGAGUGUGUGAGCUGCCUUCCCCGGAGGAGCGCUCCCUGGGGCCCGCCCUGGCCGUGUGACCCAGCCCCUGACCCUUCCGGGAGCUUUCUCUGAUGUCUAUUUAUUGACAGAUAUUUUAUCGAGUGGCAGUGGCCGCUGAGGAUUAUUUAAUUGGUAUCGGGGGUGGGAGCCGGGCUGCUUUGUACAUAUGAUUUAAAAGAAAACCAAUGCAACCAAGCGCUUGUGGCAGUCUCUUGAGGCUCCCUCUUCAGAGAGGGUGGGGCAUCACGUCUAACCCUGGAGGUGCUGCUCCACGUGCCAGAUGAGGAAGGAGGCUCAGCUGAGCGCCCUCCCAUUUGUGGAACUGGGUGUCUCCCCCCUGCCCCCACAGGGACCAUCCUAUGUGAAUCUGUGUCUGUCUCCUAUAAGCAAUAGUGCGAAACUGCCUCCUGUUCCUCCCCUUCGAGCACCGGACUUGGCCUGUGGGGCAGCAGGGACGCCUUUCCGUGGUUGCGUGCCCCCCCCCCGUGAUCUCGAACGUGUUUGUGUGGCAGAGUCUCCAUCCUGCUUCUCCUCCUAGGUGAAACUGACAACAUUCCUACCAGGCUGUCUGCUUCAGCAGUUGCCCUUGGAACCUCCUGUCUGAACCCCACCCCAGCAGCGGAACAGCCUGGGCUCUCUGCGCUCCCCCCCGGUAGCUGCCACCCUUACCCUGCCCCGAAGAGAUGGCUUUCUGUGGAUCAAUCAUUCUCCACGACGGGUUACGUUUCCUCUUUCGGCAUGCAACCAUUUUAUAAACCAGCACCCAGCUUAGAGUAUCCUGCUCAUCAGUAGCUUUGUCCUGGCCCCCCCUUACUGCCUCCCAGCACUGCAUCACCUGCCCAUUAUGGGCUUGAUGGAAUCCAUUCAUUUUUUUUUUAAGCCUUUUUUUUUUUUUUUUUUUUUAAUGUGCUGAAUGUUUACUGGGCCAUUCUGUGACCCAUUGCCUGUAACUGACACUACAGUCCCUGUGCUGGGCUGUGGCAAACCCUUUUGGGAGCUCCCUCUUUGGACCUGGGCUACUCCAAUGGACUUGAUCUUCUCUGUGGAAGUCUGAACGUUGGAUGGUAAAGACUGGUAACCUGGUGGAGAUGUGGGGGAGGGGGAGAUGCCACCUGACUGGUUCCUAAUCAUGUCAAUGUUUUCUGUUUUAAUUGCACAGGAAGUGGAGUGGGGAGGGGGAGGACCAAGAACAUGAUCCACGCGCUCACCUAAAAAAAACUUCCUGCCACCCAGUCACUUAAUAGCAACCCUCUGUCCUGGCUCAGUCUAAACUGGAGGGCGAGAGGUUUGCAUGCAAUGGAAUUGCAGCCUUGGGUGACUGGGUGGGCAGCAGCUAUUUCAGUCCUUGGAAGAAAUUGGCCCUUUCCCUACUAGGGCUGUCUGUGAAUUCAGCAGAGAUUGCAAAGGUGCAAUAUGUUGGUGGCAGAGAAGGUGCUGUGCUCUGGGCUUGCAUCCCAGCCUGGUGCAGGGAGGCACAUAAUCAUCAUUCUAAUAAGCCACAGCAUUUCCCCCAGACUCAGGGGGAAAGACUCAAUCUUCUCAAAACUGCCACAAUUUCUGUCCGAACAGCCCAUCAACCCUGCCUUCCAGGCAGGUAGCGAAAGCACUUUUCUCCCUAACCUCACAGGCAUCUUUCCUUCUGUGAUAAAAAGCUGGUACAGACCCCUUCCUGAGUCCCCUCAUUCUCCUGGCCCAAGGAGAUCACAUCCAGGACCCAGUUGUAUUUCUCUGCACUGUACUUUCUAAAGGGCCAGGACCCAGCACGACUGCAGCACUAAACUUCUGCGGAGAGCAGAAAUACCUUUUCCCGUCUCUUUCAGACGCGUGGAGCCUGCUAGGCUGCCGCUACAAUCUCGUCCAUUUCACUCUCUUCCAUUACAGAUUUCUUAAGAGUUUCCCCUCCCAUAGUAAGUAGCUACAGCACUUAUUUGUGCUGGAAGGAUACGAAGUAGUCGAUGGUGGGUUGACCACAUGUUAACACCUUGCUGGAUCUCUAGGGUGAACAGGGUUCGUGAGCCCACUGGGUUUUGGUGACUGGUAUUUAAGAUCCACUGGCUGCCUGACUUCUUCCUGGCGCAGUGAGCAGUUAGAAGUGACGGUUGUGUUCAGCAAACUAGCUUUUCCGCUGUGGUUUAGACUGUGAACCUCCUCUGGCCUCAGUGUCCAUGUAUCCUUAAACAUCAACCACGCAGCCCCAUUGCCUGCCUGCUGGGGCUAUAGCCACAACCCCAUCACCAUGACUGUGAGAAAUGGACAAGAACAGCUCACACUGGUGCAGGUGCUGAUGUUUCUUCUCUCCCGGGUUUGUUACCGGGGGGAGGGGCACAAAUGAAAUCACUAAAUUCUCUAUUUCCAAAUUCCACACUCUGAGCUAUAAAGUUGGGUGCCGUAGAAUAGAUGGAGCUGUCUGGCCCACCCCCAGGGCAGCUGUCCUUUCAAAAGUGGGUCCCUAAACAGGCUGCUGAAUCCUGCACUUGGUGCUGCCACAGCUGGGCAUCUCCUGUAGACAGCCCAAAUGCCCUCCCCCCGUUUUUGUUGCCUUAAUUCCACAGCCAGUCCCCUUCCUCUGGGACAGCAAGACACAAAGGCUUUAAAAGUCAUUCGUGCAGUAGGACAGCAACGGAGCUUCUUAUGCUACUGAGCGCUUUAAGCUUCAUCCCUUGGCCGAACUGUAACCAGCAGAACGUGCGCUUGAGACUGGAAUGAACGGUUCACACGUUUCCUAGCAGAUCCCUUUGAAGCAUUUAGCAGGGAGAAUUCUCCCCACCCCCAACAUUCCAAGAUGGUGCUGCCAGGGAGUAGGAAGAGGGUAGUUGAACCCACAGGUAAAGACAAAAGCUCUCGCCCCUCCUCCCCCCC